UGGAGGAGCAGAAGGAGGUGCCCUCUCCAGUCAACCCUGAGCUGCGACACAAGGAAGUGCGGAUGAACUUCUUCAAUCAACUGACCUCUGUGUUCAACCCUGACCUCACCAUGCUGGCCUCCCCCUCAGGACACACACAGGUAGAAAACCUCCCUGAAACAUUUCCCCGCCUUUUGAGUUAAAGCCAAUCAUGGCCACCCUGUUAGCCGAAAACAGCUUUUUCUACGGGUUUCUUGAUAUUAGCAUUAUGCUGCACGUUUAUAACCAUUAUUUGUCAAAAUGGUGCUCACAGUCUAAGAUUGGUGUUUGUAGGCUGAUGGUCACAUGGUCUGAUAUUUCAGGCGGAGAGUGAGCGGGACGACCAGACGACGGCGACAGACCAGACCUUCCAGGCCAAAAUGAAGAAUGCCUUCGUGUCCCAGAACGUGUCCAGUCUCCAGGAGCUGGGCGGGUCAGAGAAGUUGCUGCGUGUCUGCCUCAACCUCCCUUACUUCCUGCGCUAUAUCAACCGGUUCCAGGACGCCGUCUCAGCCAACUCCUUCUUCAUCAUGCCCGCCACCGUCGGCGACGCAACCGCAGUCCGCAACGGGUGGGUUUGUGUGUCUGUGACAGAUUUCUCCCAAGAUUGUGUUGUUGUCACGUCAGAGUUAGGUUCCUAGCACUGGAGUCCUGGACUGGAGUACAACCACAACUGCUCAAGGAUUUUGCCUCUGUAGCAGCAUACUAUUGGAUGAGUGAUUGUAGUCAAUUAUCUCUUCUGGUCGCAGUUGCACCGAAUUUGUUGAUGUAAUCACGCUCUUGAGUUGGUGCCUGCGUUGGUCAUAUAGCUACUGAGGGGAAUAUUGUGACGUGCACAGUCUCACACUCAGUCUUUUGCCCUGUCAUGCUAUGUUCUUCAUGCAUCAUCACUAUUUUAGGCCUAACUCCGUUUUUAAUUCUCUUCCCGUCAGGUUCCACUCCCUGGUGAUAGAUGUGACCAUGGCCCUGGACACCCUGUCCCUGCCCGUCCUGGAGCCACUGACCCCUGGGAGACUGCUGGAUAUGACUGUCCUGGCCCUCAGCUGUCUCUACGCCGGUACGUGAUGGGUUCAGUUGUGGGUUCCGUUCCCAGUUUGGCCACGUAUAGUAGUGUACUGUCCCCUUUAAUGGCAGAGUCAAAAGUCGACUUUUCAAGCGGUUAAACAAUGUACUUCUGACUGAGCUUACCCUAUGAUUUUGUACAAUUAUUCUAGUCUGUAAAUCAUUGAUUUUAGUGGAAAUAUGUUUUAUUUUUGGUUUCAAGUUUCCCUGUUGCCUCUAAUCUUGGGGUUAACUAUAGGUUAACUCCUCCUCCUCUCCUCCAGGUGUGAGCGUUGCCACGUGCAUGGCCGUCCUGCAGGUUGGCAGCGGUCUGCAGCUCCGCACAGCCUCCACCGGCACCAAAGAGGAGGACUAUGAAAAUGACGCUGCUACCAUCGUACAGAAAUGUGUAAGUAACACCGAUAUUGUACCUAGUCGUUAGGGUGCACCAGUUGUGGAUGUAGUAAUACUCUGUAUUGUACUGAUAUGACGCUCUAGUGCUUGUAUCGAUUUUAUCAGGAAAAAAUUUAUUUAUUAAUAUAGAGAGGAAAAAGUUCUCAGUAAUCUGAUCAGUUAGCGAAAAAUGACAUCAGUUCACCCCUUCCAGCUAAUCUUUUUUGAAUCAGAAAAACAAAAAAAUUUUCUAUUAAAAGGUUUCUUUUUGGGUGCUUUUUGGGUUUUCAAAAAUUUUAUUGCGCCCCCCCCCGCCCCCAAAAAGAAAAAGAGAAAAGAAGGGGGGUUUUGAAGGGGAGAGAGGAGAAAAGAGAGAGAGGGGGGAGGGGGAGGAGGGGAGAGGGAGAGGGAGAGAGGAAGAAGAGGAGAGAGAGAGGGAGGGGGAAAAGAGAGGAGAGAGGAAGAAGGGGAGGGGAGAGAGGAAAGAGAGAGAGAGAGAGGAAAAGGAGGAGAGGGGGAAGAGGGCGGGGGAGAGGGGAAGAGAAAAGAGAGCGAGGGAAGAGAGGAGAAAAGGGGAGGGGAAAGGGGGGAGAUUUGAGGGUAAAAGCGAGAGAAGGUUAAAGAGCCGAGAGAGAGAGAAAAGAGAGCCCCCGAAAAAAUCAGAUUCCCCCUGUUCUUCCCCUUGGAAAAUUUUUCUUCCCCUACGUUUGGAAAAUGGGUCUCCCCUCCCCCCUCUUUCUUUUCUCUCUCUCUCUCUUUUUUCUCGGGUUUUUGUCUCUGUUUUGUUUGUUGUUUUCAGCUGGAAAUCUAGGGAAUUUACGGCCCAAAAAAAUCAGCAGCUCCCCCAGAAACUGGGGGGAGAGGUGACUAGUGGAUCAACCCUGUCCUCAUCUGUGUAGCUAGAUACUGUACCUGCAGUCUGAUGGGUGUAGUCCUAACUAGGGUUUCACCAAUGUGCCAUCCCGAGAAUAAAUCACUUAUCUCCCGGGUAACCCAGUGUUUCAUGGCAAAACCGGAAGUGUCAUUCUAAAGCAUAUAAAUUCGCUACAUGAACAAAAGUAUGUGGACACUCCUUCAAAUUAGUGGAUUCGGCUAUUUCAGCCACACCCCGUUGCUGACAGGUGUAUAAAAUCGAGCACACAGCCAUGCAAUCUCCAUAGACAAACAUCGGCAGUAGAAUGGCUCAGUGUCUUUCAACGGGGCACUGUCAUAGGAUGCCACCUUUCCAACACGUCAGUUCAUCAAAUUCCUGCCCUGCUAGAGCUGCCCCGGUCAACUGUAAGUGCUGUUAUUGUGAAGUGGAAACGUCUAAGAGCAACACCGGCUCAGCCGCGAAGUGGUAGGCCACACAAGCUCACAGAACGGGACCGCCGAGUGCUGAAGCGCGUAGCGCGUAAAAAGAGUCUGUUGCAACACUACAAACUGCCUCUGGAAGCAACGUCAGCACAAGAACUGUUCAUCGGGAGCUUCAUGAAAUGGGUUUCCAUGGCCGAGCAGCCGCACACAAGCCUAAGAUCACCAUGCACAAUGCCAAGCGUCAGCUGGAGUGGUGUAACGUUCGUCGCCAUUGGACUCUGGAGUGAUGAAUCACGCUUCACUAUCUGGCAGUCCGACAGAUGACUCUGGGUUUGGCCGAUGCCAGGAGAACGCUACCUGCCCCAAUGCAUAGUACCAACUGUAAAGUUUGGUGGAGGAGGAAUAAUGGUCUGGGGCUGUUUUUCAUGGUUCGGGCUAGGCCCCUUAGUUCCAGUGAAGGGAAAUCUUAACGCUACAGCAUACAAUGACAUUCUAGACGAUUCUGUGCUUCCAACUUUGUGGCAACAGUUUGGUUGAAGGCCCUUUCCUGUUUCAGCAUGACAAUGCCCCCGUGCACAAAGCAAGGUCCAUACAGAAAUGGUUUGUUGAGAUGGGUGUGGAAGAACUUGACUGGCCUGCACAGAGCCCUGACCUCAACCCCAUCGAACACCUUUGGGAUGAAUUGGAAGGCCGACUGCGAGCCAGGGCCAAUCGCCCAACAUCAGUGCCCGACCUCACUAAUGCUCUUGUGGCUGAAUGGAAGCAAGUCCCCGCAGCAGUGUUGCAACAUCUAGUGGAAAGCCUUCCCAGAAGAGUGGAGGCUGUUAUAGCAGCAAAGGGGGGACCAACUCCAUAUUAAUGCCCAUGAUUUUGGAAUGAGAUGUUCAACGAGCAGGUGUCCACAUACUUUUGGUCAUGUACUGUAUGUGGUUGUUUAGGGUAGUUAUGAUAUGUGGUUGUUUAGGGUAGUUAUGAUAUGUGGUUGUUUAGGGUAGUUAUGAUAUGUGGUUGUUUAGGGUAGUUAUGAUAUGUGGUUGUUUAGGGUAGUUAUGAUAUGUGGUUGUUUAGGGUAGUUAUGAUAUGUGGUUGUUUAGGGUAGUUAUGAUAUGUGGUUGUUUAGGGUAGUUAUGAUAUGUGGUUGUUUAGGGUACUUAUGAUAUGUGGUUGUUUAGGGUAGUUAUGAUAUGUGGUUGUUUUUAGAGUAGUUAAAUGCACUGAUUGUAAGUCUCUGAAGAGGAGCGUCUGCAAAAUCCUUAAAACAUAGUUGUGAAAUGUGUCAUCCAGCAAUACCAGAACUUCCAGCUGCUGGGAGCGUGGUGUCUGCUGAACAGCUUGUACCUGAUCGUCAACCUGACUCCCACAGCCCUGGCUGACAAGGGCAAGGAGAAGGACCCUCUGGCCGCCCUCAGGGUCCGAGACAUCGGCACCCGCGCCAAGGACGGAGCCGGGUCCCCUAAACUGGGCCCUGCCAAAGGGUGGGUAGCUACCCGCCGAAUAAAUUUUCACCGUUAUUAUGCUGUUUGUUUGUAGGCUUGUAGUUUGUGAAUCUGGGGGGGGAGGGGGGCAGGGCAGGGGCAGGCUUUCGCAGAGGGGUUAAGACAAUCUUCCUGAUUCCUUUAGUUCAGAUUUGAAUACUUCCUCCCCCAUAAUCAAAUCAACAUUUGGUUCUGGUUUUCUGAGGUUAAUAUUUAUCCAAAAGAGAAACAAACUUCAUUAAUUUCUCUAUUCUCUCCUCUCAGACACCAAGGCUUUGGUGUCCUGUCGGUGAUCCUGGCUAACCACGCCAUCAAGCUGCUCACCUCCCUGUUCCAAGACCUGCAAGUGGAGGCUCUGCACCGGGUCAGUGCAGUAAGUAACAAACCCAGCCACCCGCCUCAGUCCUCACACUGCUUUAGGGCCACCCGCCUCAGUCCUCACACUGCUUUAGGGGCACCCGCCUCAGUCCUCACACUGCUUUAGGGGCACCCGCCUCAGUCCUCACACUGCUUUAGGGGCACACGCCUCAGUCCUCACACUGCUUUAGGGGCACACGCCUCAGUCCUCACACUGCUUUAGGGGCACACGCCUCAGUCCUCACACUGCUUUAGGGGCACACGCCUCAGUCCUCACACUGCUUUAGGGGCACACGCCUCAGUCCUCACACUGCUUUAGGGGCACACGCCUCAGUCCUCACACUGCUUUAGGGGCACACGCCUCAGUCCUCACACUGCUUUAGGGGCACCCGCCUCAGUCCUCACACUGCUUUAGGGGCACCCGCCUCAGUCCUCACACUGCUUUAGGGGCACACGCCUCAGUCCUCACACUGCUUUAGGGGCAACGGCCUCAGUCCUCACACUGCUUUAGGGGCACACGGCCUCAGUCCUCACACUGCUUUAGGGGCACGGGCCUCAGUCCUCACACUGCUUUAGGGGCACACGCCUCAGUCCUCACACUGCUUUAGGGGCACACGCCUCAGUCCUCACACUGCUUUAGGGGCACACGCCUCAGUCCUCACACUGCUUUAGGGGCACACGCCUCAGUCCUCACACUGCUUUAGGGGCACACGCCUCAGUCCUCACACUGCUUUAGGGCACACCGCCUCAGUCCUCACACUGCUUUAGGGGCACACGCCUCAGUCCUCACACUGCUUUAGGGGCACACGCCUCAGUCCUCACACUGCUUUAGGGGCACACGCCUCAGUCCUCACACUGCUUUAGGGGCACACAAGUGUAAAUCUCUAGUACUUUCUAUUGAAAACACAUCACACUUUUUAGACAAGCUCUUUCUUAUGCAUAUGAUAGAUUCAUCAAUUAAAUCCAGUUUUCAUAUUGUGCUAAGUUUAUUCCUGUGUGAAAGACCCAGUGAAGCUCCAGUCUCUCUCUCUCCCCCCAGGGUUGGGCCAGUGACGGGCCCCCAGCAGAGCUCAACAUCAUGGCCCAGAGCACCUCCACCCAGAGGGUUCAGAGACUCCUAGACUCUGUUCCCCUUACCAACCUGCUGUUCAACCUGCUCUCCACCUCAUACAAGAAGGUACUUACCAAAACUGUUUUUAAAUGAUAUAUACGUUUAUUAUAUUUUAUUGAUCAGAUCAGAGAAAAUAGAGAGGGGUCAAAGGGCAGUCGUCCAUAUUCAAUAACAUAGACUGCAGCAUUAUUGCCAGACCAACUGUUUUUACUACUGUAUGGUCUCAGUUGGUCAAAAAAACUUGUAGUAGGCCUGUAUUGACUGUUGUUACCCCCCCCCCCCACCCUCUUCCUCCCAGUCCUGUGUCCUGCAGCGCCAGAGGAAAGGCUCUGUCAGCAGUGACGCC
Molecule: messenger RNA, 6037 nt
Organism: Coregonus sp. 'balchen'
Lineage: Eukaryota; Metazoa; Chordata; Actinopteri; Salmoniformes; Salmonidae
Source: the annotation of a GenBank genome assembly